Molecule: messenger RNA, 360 nt
Organism: Rhagoletis zephyria (snowberry fruit fly)
Lineage: Eukaryota; Metazoa; Arthropoda; Insecta; Diptera; Tephritidae
Source: RefSeq, a predicted model, not a curated record
AUGGGCCGAGUCUUCCUAAAGCACAUCGGCGGCCAACGCCUGUACGUGUGCGCUGGUUGCGAAACGCCACUGACCAAUCGAAGUCAACUUCUCAGCACUCGGUUCACUGGAGCCACGGGCAGGGCCUUCCUCUUCAACAACGUCGUCAAUCUGACCUACAGCGAGGUCCAAGAUCGAGUGAUGCUCACUGGUCGACACAUGGUUCGCGAUGUGUCCUGCAAGAACUGCGACACUAAGCUGGGAUGGAUCUACGAGUUUGCUACGGAGGAGAACCAACGCUACAAGGAAGGCAAGGUGAUUCUAGAGCGAGCCCUGGUGAAUGAGAUAGACGGGAUGAAUGAGAUUGUUCACAAUGACUAG